Molecule: messenger RNA, 1957 nt
Organism: Erigeron canadensis
Lineage: Eukaryota; Viridiplantae; Streptophyta; Magnoliopsida; Asterales; Asteraceae
Exons: 2
Coding region: 15-1712 (565 amino acids)
Source: RefSeq, a predicted model, not a curated record
UGGGGGAAAGAAGAAUGGAGGUAGAAAACAAAGGAAAACCACCUUCAUUCCCUUCCAACUAUGUCACCAUCCAUCAACUCCGACAACGCUGGCUCCAACAACACCAAUCUCCUUGUUCAUUACCCACCACCGUGAUUCCUGAAUCAAACCACCGUGAUAAUGGUGAUGUUGUUGACUCGUCUUCUUCUUCUUCUUCUACUGCUGUUUCUCAAAAACCCCAAAACGACGCCGUUUAUGCGCGUUCACCACCACCACCACCACCUGUAACAAAAUCACCAUCAUCAUCAUCCAAUACCAAAAACAGACGGUCGUCAUCAUUGUCCACGGAAUCAGACCACCGUGAUAAUGAUGAUGUUGUUGAAUCUUCCAAAAGAAACCCCCAAAACGACACCGUUUCUGCUCGUUUUUCAAAAUCACCAUCAUCAUACUAUAGCAAAAACAAAACCCCAUUCUCAUCCAUUUCUUCUUCUUCUUCUGGUGGUGGUUUUAAUAAGAAAGCCCAGAGCGACGUCGUUUCACCCUUCAUUUCUAAGCAAAACCCUCAGAAGAAUCGAAUUGCAUCUGGAACCCUAAAAGAAACUAUUUUUGGAAAAAGUCGUGGUCCCCACCGGGCACCCGAAGUCGAACCUAAACACACUGAUACUAUGAAUAAUAAUAAUACUAAUUUAGACAGUGAUUAUGCUAAUGAUGUGACUGAUAACCAACUAGUAUUAAAAAAGAAAAAAAGAAAAAAUAAGAAGAAAAACCUGGCAAGGGUUAUUUUACCUGAUCAAAGUGUAACUGGUGGGGAGUCAGGGGAAUCGGGUGGAGGUCGAGAACCGAAUGAAAAGGCGGUUGGGGAAUCGGAGCAAGUGGUGGAGCUGGAGAGAAAACAGAAACCGAGGGAUUGGAAUAAGAAGAGAGUGAAGGAGUUUAAAGACAAAACGGCGUCGUUUGAUCAGAAUAAGCCUGGUGUUGGGGAUGAUAAUCCGGAAUUGGAGAAGAAGGGACAACUGAGGGAAUCAAAGGGACGUAGAAAUUUGGAUAAGAAGGGAGUGAGGGAGUUUAAAGACAAAACGCCGUCGUUUGAUCAGAAUAAGCAUGCUAUUGGCGAUAAUGCGGUUGAAUCUGAAGCUAAACCAGAAUUGGAGGUGGGAAAGGGACAAGAGUCGCCAGAAUUGGGUGGAUUUCGAAAAUUGGAUAACAAGGCGGUGAGAGAAUCUAAAAUGGGACAGGAAUUGGAAGAAGUUGUGGUGGUGGAGAUUCCCAUGGAAACAAGAGGACGCCCGGAUUUGAAUAAGAAAUCUGUGUGGGAAUAUAAACCCAAAACGGCGCCGUUUGGUCAAUAUGACUCUAAUAAUAGUGUGGAUAGUAAUGUUGGUAAUGGUGAUGUUGUGAAAGAGAACUCGAGACACGCUUCUACAAAGUUGGAUCAUCAGGGGCAGGGACAGGGACAGGGCAAACAAUCAUUAAAAGCGGCAUCGUUUGAUCAGGAUCAGGAUAUGAGUGAGACUGCUGCCAAAGAGAGGGAUGCUGUUAAUACUAGUAAUUAUUAUCAUAGAAAUAGAAACGCUACUGGAAAUGGGGGGAGUAACUGGAGAAUGGGUUCCGGAAGGUUUCGCGGUCAGGGGAUACAAAGAUUAUCGUAUUCGAAGCCACUAGUUUCGACCAGGAAAGGGGAUGUUUGGGUUAAGAAAGGGGAAUCCAUCAAACCCACCUUAUCAUCAUCUUAGGAAAGUUCCUAUUGCAAGAGAGGACAAGGCGGACAGCUGAAGCAAAAGGGAUAGUAGCUGAGUUUCUUUUCAAAUUUUGUUAAUGCAAAAUCCAGAUGUUUACUUCACUAAACUUACACCCUACAGCUGGGACAUUUUUGAGUUGUAUGAUGCAUGUGUUCUCCAAUUAAAGAAAUUGAAAUUGCAAGGAAAUUUUGAAUUUAACUACCAAAUGGGAAAAAAACCAUUAUUCUGUUUUUUUGUUU